GAGUAUAAUUUGGAGAUGCCUUAUUUCUUUUCCUCUUCCAUCCUUGUCCUUCUUUCUAAGUUUAGCCGCCGCCUUUCUCCCGAAGACGAAGUCCGCCUCCGCCACCCGUUGGAAUUCCGCUCUGCAACUUCACUUCGUCAUCGCCAGACGCCCCUCCGGCUCUCAUCGGCGGCCCGGCCUCUCGUCGUCGUCUUCUUCUUGUUCUUCCCCUGCUUGCUCUGCAACUGCUUCAAGAUUUGGUUGGAUACGAUUUGUGGGUUGAGCGUGGAGGUUCAAUGUGGCGACGGGGUUGGGAUCUGCUGCAGCGGGCUUCACGGGGGCUUCCGGUGCGCCUUCACCCGUGUGCAAUCAGCACUCAACGCAUCACCGGAGCUGCUUCUAAGCCUAGCCUGUCAAUAUGGCGGCGGAAGAAGGAAAUGGGGAAGGAGGGGUUAAUGGUGGUAAAGGAGCUCAAGCGUCUUGAGUGCCAACCUUUGCGUUUUGAGCGGUUUAUGAAGACACAUGUUUCCCGUCUCCUUAAGUCUGACCUUGUUGCUGUCCUCGCAGAGUUUCAGCGUCAGAACCUGGUUGGUCUCUCCAUGAAGCUGUAUGAUGUGGUGCGGAAGGAAAUCUGGUACCGACCAGAUAUGUUUUUCUACCGAGAUAUGCUAAUGAUGCUUGCAAGAAGCAAAAAGAUUGAUGAAGCAAGGAUGGUGUGGGAUGAUUUGAAGAGAGAGGAAGUCCUUUUUGAUCAGCAUACCUUCGGAGACCUUGUCCGGGCCUUUCUGGAUGGUGGAUUGCCGAAUGAAGCAAUGCGUAUAUACGAUGAAAUGAGAUGUUCACCAGAACCUCCAUUAUCUUUGCCAUUUCGUGUCAUUUUAAAAGGGCUAAUUCCUUACCCUGAAUUGAGGGAGAAGGUGAAGGAUGACUUUUUGGAACUCUUCCCUGACAUGAUUGUUUAUGAUCCUCCAGAUGACCUUUCCAUUGAUGAUCGACAAUAUGGAACAGAAAGUGACGAGGAGUAGCUAUUCGGCUGACCUACCUACAUAUGCCUAACCACAUUCAAAAUGUAUUUGCCAAAUAGCUGAACUGGAUAGGUAAUCUAUGCCAAGACCUGGAAGAGCAUACAUUGUUUCUUGGAGGCGUGCCGACAUUUUUACCAUUGCUGAAAAUGCUUAUUCUAGAAGGAAGAGUAGAAGUUUGAGUGGUUACUGUUUACUCCAAGUGUUACGUUACUUUCUAUAGAUGCAAUGCACGGUUUGGGAGAAUAGUUAGUUCUUUUCCUGUGGCAGUCACCGAAUUUUGGAAUGACGCUAUUAUAUGUUAGCAAGUUUAGGUUCACAGGAUUGUUAGUAGGUUCCAUCCAUCUUUGUAAGUAUCGUUGGCACACUGUUACUUUCAGUAAAUAUAAUUUCUCCUAGUCUGUGCACUACACAGGGAAAAUUCUGCCUGUACAAAAUUUGAUUUGAUAGGAAAGGUGAAGGGAACAUUCUUUUGAGCAGGCCCUUUUUCGACAAAUGCGGUUUGCAGCCAUUUAAGUGUUUGUGGAGGAAGACGAGUAUGGUAGAGGGGGAUGAUUAGGGGACGUCCGAGCAGGGCUGCCGGGUAAUUUUCUAGCUGCAGGUUUGGGAGCUUGAUCAUGUCCCG
Messenger RNA from Andrographis paniculata, 1626 nucleotides. Its product is annotated as pentatricopeptide repeat-containing protein At1g62350-like. Bases 276 to 1004 code for a protein of 242 amino acids. Gene Ontology annotation, molecular function: protein binding. The record is from RefSeq and is a predicted model, not a curated record. NCBI's taxonomy places the organism in Eukaryota, Viridiplantae, Streptophyta, Magnoliopsida, Lamiales, Acanthaceae. The transcript has 5 exons.